Adineta ricciae is the source of this 1095-nucleotide messenger RNA. NCBI's taxonomy places the organism in Eukaryota, Metazoa, Rotifera, Eurotatoria, Adinetida, Adinetidae. The record is from the annotation of a GenBank genome assembly.
AUGAAACAAACUGGAGUUCAAGAUGUUAGUCGACAAUUACAAUCCGCUGUUUUCUCUUCGGGAUUGACGACAAAGUUAAUAUGUCUCUUUUGUAUUAUCGGAUAUUUCCUUUCCUACAGUCCUCAAUGUGUCCGCAUCCUUGCUGUCAUACCAGGUCGUGUCAUGCCGCCUAACUUCUGGAUUUGGACAUUUGUAACUCAUAGUUUCAUAGAGUUGCAUAUUUGGCAUACCAUCAUCGAUGUCAUCGUUGUGUUCCUCUAUUCGAAAAUGAUCGAACCUUUGUGGGGCACCAAAGAACUUCUACGCUUCUAUUUUAUUGUCACCAUUCCAAAUGCAUUAUUUGCCACAUGUAUCUAUUUUCUUUUUUAUGGUUUUACAUUUAAAGAGGAAUAUUUGUUCGAAAGACCAAUCUAUGGUUUAGCUGCAUUUAUCGGUGCUUAUUCGGUUGUUAUUAAACAAAUUAUGCCUGAUACUGUUCUGGCAACAACACCUUUCUUUAAACUUAAACAAGAUCAAGUACCAUUGCUGAUCAUACUCAUCUCCAUUGGACUUUGGUUUGCACAUGCCGUUCCAAUUCAUUUCUUAAUUAUGCUAAGCUUUGGAAUUGUUAUUAGUUGGACAUAUUUAAGAUUCUUUCAAAAUCAUCAAAACGGAACGAAAGGUGAUAUGUCAGCAACGUUUUCCUUUGCAAGCUUCUUCCCUUCACCUAUCGCUCCGAUUAUUAGUAUACUUGCCAACACGAUCUUCGGACUUUUUGUUCAAUUGAAAUUGUGUAAACCAUUCGUUAAAAAAUACAACGUUGCUUCAUCAUCCGGUCUGACAAUUACAAUUCCAGGUCCUGAUGCAGCUGAUGCUGACAGGCGAAGACAAAAAGCCUUGAAAGCUUUAAAUGAUCGCAUGAAAGCCAAAGAAACUGUCAAUGAAUCGUGGCCCGAUCUCGAUGAACCCAGCCAAAGUCCAUUUAUCGAUCCGGCCCAAAAUUCGUCGAUUACUAUCGACAUGAGCAAUUUAGAUGAGCCCACAUCAGGUGCAACUAAAGAAGAUCUAAAUCAACCUUUCUUUGACACUGAACAACAACAGCAACAAUCAUCAUGA